Bipolaris zeicola 26-R-13 is the source of this 345-nucleotide messenger RNA. RefSeq lists its product as uncharacterized. The transcript has 2 exons. The coding region runs from base 1 to 345 and encodes 114 amino acids. Lineage: Eukaryota; Fungi; Ascomycota; Dothideomycetes; Pleosporales; Pleosporaceae. The record is from RefSeq and is a predicted model, not a curated record.
AUGGCAGAAGAGACUAGCCCCUUCACCGCACAAGUACCCACUUCGUCCAUCCGACACGCCCUCUAUGGCUCCAUCGAUGUCGCCGCCUCUUCUCGCGACUCGGCCAUCGAGGUCAGUCCGGCCAGCACCAUGCAACAUCCCUUUGCUCCUGGCCGACGCUACUACAUCUAUCCACCCUUCAUCAAGGGCCAUGGCCGUUUGAUACCCGCUCGUCGGACAGUGCCCUAUCUGGUUGGUCUGCUUCUUGUCAUCGCAGUGUUUGCAUGGGGCGUGUGUUCUGCUCUGUCGGUGAACCCGCUGCUGGGCCACCCGCACCACCCGGGCCCGCGUCCGCAACGAGGCUAG